UAACUGAAGCGGUUGAAGGCGAGUGUGAGUUCCGCGAUCACGACUACGAAGCAUGGAGCCCUGGCUAAAGGUUUCCUGCAUAUUGUGUGUGUUCGGAUUCGUGCGCGAAUUGCGACCUUCGGAGCCGUACCACACCGAAUUCCUGCUGGGGGAUACAUUCAAUGUGACUCAGGAUCAGCUGAAUCGCGACGUAUAUCCCAUUGCCACAUAUUCGUACCUCGCACUCCUCAUUGUGGUUUUUCUUGUUACGGAUUUUCUCAGAUACAAGCCUGUUAUUAUAGCAAAUGCCAUUACCGGCACUUUUAUCUGGGGCUUAUUGCUCUUCUGCUCGACUGUGUGGAGUCUACAGAUUGUGGAGGUCUUCUAUGGGUUCUAUCAGGCCGCUGAGGUGGCCUAUUACUCCUAUAUAUAUGCCAAGGUCGAUAAGAAAUAUUAUCCAAUUGUCACUUCGCACACCCGAGCGGCAAUGUUCGCUGGAAAACUAGUAGCGGGUCUGUCGGCACAAGCCCUAAUUAUGUGGAAACUGAUGAACUACAGAGGGCUCGUGUAUAUAUCAAUGGCCUGUAAGAUUGUGCCAAAUGGAGUCUUAGUUUUGGAUAUUACAAAAUGUUUGUCUUUUCAUUCAGCUCAAGUGUUAGCCAUGUGCUGGGCCUUCUUCUUGCCCCGAGUGCAGCUAAGCUUGUAUUUCCACCAGAAAACCCCACAGGCCUCUAACGAAUUGCAGGGGCAUGUAAAUAUGGCAGUGUCCGAAACCACAGCCCCAUCAGAGGCCUCCCUAUCGAAGGGGUCAGAAUCAACUGCCAAGUCUAGUAUCCAACCAUUACAACUUCUGUGGCUGCACUUUCGUAGUGCCUACACAAAUCCUAUGGUCGUCCAGUGGAGUCUGUGGUAUGCGGUGGCCCUGGCCGGUUAUCUGCAAGCUACCUCGUACAUCCAAGUGCUUUGGAAGUCUUUCGAGAACGAACCAUCUAUCGUCUGGAAUGGGGCUGUGGACGCUGCCUUUACCGCCCUGGCCGCCGGUUUCGCUUUAAUGGCGGGCUAUCUUCAUGCCGGUCGCUUGAAAUCGAGAACCAGCCUUAUAGCUCUGGCGGUAUUUGCGUUACUGGAAGGCGGCUGCAUAUUGUUGGCCUGCUGGCCCAAGAACAUAUAUCUCUCGUAUGUGGGCUACACGCUCUUUGGCGGCCUCUUUGGAUUCACCAUCACCGUCGCUAGCGCUGAAUUGGCACAAAGUCUGGUCGAGGAUAGUUUUGCUCUGAUCUUUGGCAUUAAUACACUCGUGGCCCUGAUACUACAAACGGUUCUCACCCUUCUGGUAAUCUCAGGUCUACAGCUGGGCCCAAUUGAACAGUUUGUAGUUUAUGGAUUUUAUUUCAUUGCCAUAGGUUCCAUAUUUUUUAUAGUGGUUGCUAUUCAAUACGUAUUGGGUGUGAAGCGAAAUACAAAUACACAUAAAAUAGAAGUAGAAGGGUAAACUUUCAAGGUAGAUAGGGAUUACAUAGUUCGAAUUAGAAAUGAUUAACAAUUUAGACAUACGCUGUGUAUAAUAUUUUGUAUAAUACUAUUUUUAAAAUGUUUUUUACUAUUCAUCGAAUAGAGUUUAAAAGAUUUGAUAUGUUUAAAUAUUAAGAUGAACUAAAAAUAUUCUCAAUUUCCCUUUUGGA
Molecule: messenger RNA, 1661 nt
Organism: Scaptodrosophila lebanonensis
Lineage: Eukaryota; Metazoa; Arthropoda; Insecta; Diptera; Drosophilidae
Product: thiamine transporter 2-like
Exons: 4
Coding region: 53-1471 (472 amino acids)
Biological process (GO): transmembrane transport; vitamin transport
Cellular component (GO): plasma membrane
Molecular function (GO): vitamin transmembrane transporter activity
Source: RefSeq, a predicted model, not a curated record